CGGCUUCCAUCACCCGCAGGACAUCCAAGAUGCGCACUACCGCAUUCGCUCUCGCCGCGCUCGCCGCCGUCGCCUCGGCCUCGUCCGACGUGGCCGACCUCACCAAGGACUCGUUCCCGGCGUUCGUCCAGGGCGACUCGCCUUCGCUGGUCGAGUUCUUUGCUCCCUGGUGCGGUCAUUGCAAGGCCCUUGCCCCGCAUUACGAGGAGGCGGCGACGAUUCUCAAGAAGGACAAGAUCAACAUCGCCAAGGUCGACUGCACCGUCGAGACCGAGCUGUGCUCGUCCCAGGGCGUCAACGGCUACCCGACGCUCAAGGUGUUCCGCAAGGGCGUCGCGUCCGACUACUCGGGCACGCGCAAGACGGACGGCAUCGUGUCGUACAUGAAGAAGCAGGCGCUCCCGGCCGUGUCCGAGGUGACGGCCGCCAACCACGACGAGUUCAAGACGGCCGACAAGGUCGUCCUCGUCGCCUACGCCGACGCGUCCGACUCGAAGACGCAGAAGACGUUCAAGGAGUUUGCCGACGUGUACCGCGACGAUUACCUGUUUGGCCUGUCGACCGACGCGGCCGCCAUCGCCGCCGCCGGCGUCACCCCGCCCGCCGUCGUCAUGUACAAGUCGUUCGACGAGGGCCGCAACGAGCUCGAGGGCGACAUCACCGACGACUCGCUCUUCCUGUUUGCCAAGGAGCACUCGGUCCCGCUCCUCGACGAGAUCUCGCCCGACAACUUUGCCACGUACGCCGAGGCCGGCCUCCCGCUCGCCUACAUCUUUAUCCCCUCGACCGACGCCAAGCGCGACGAGGUCGUCAAGGCCGUCGAGCCCGUCGCUCGCGAGCACAAGGGCAAGAUCAACUUUGUCUGGAUCGACGCCAACAAGAUCUCACAGUUUGCCGACCACGCCAAGUCGCUCAACCUCCAGGAGCCGACCUGGCCCGCGUUCGCGAUCCAGAACAUCCAGGAGAUGACCAAGUACCCGCUCGACCAGUCCAAGCCCGUCGACCACGACACGGUCGCGGCCUUUGUCAAGGACUUUGUCGCCGGCAACAUCAAGGCCUCGAUCAAGUCGCAGAAGGCGCCCGCCCAGGACGAGCCCGUCUUUGUCCUCGUCGCCGACGAGUUUGACGACGUCGUUGCCGAGGACAAGGACCUCCUCGUCGAGUUCUACGCGCCGUGGUGCGGCCACUGCAAGAAGCUCAAGCCGACCUGGGACACGCUCGGCGAGCGCUACGCCAACGUCAAGUCGAAGCUCACGGUCGCCAAGUUUGACGCGACCGAGAACGACGUGCCGCCCUCGGCCGGGUUCCGCGUCGCGGGCUUCCCGACCAUUAAGUUCAAGGCGGCCGGCUCGAGCGAGUGGAUCAGCUACGAGGGCGACCGCUCGCUCGACUCGCUCGUCGAGUUCCUCGAGGCCAACGCGACCAACGACAUCAACGAGCCGGACAGCGUCGAGGCCGAGCUCGACGGCGAGACCGAGGUCAAGUCGGGCCGCCACGACGAGCUUUAAACGGCUUCGUUGCUACGUCAUCGUCCCUGAGGAGAAGAGCGCGCACAGGAGGUCGUAGAGCGCGCACCGUCGGGUCGUCGUCGUCGGACCCACCCCACCCCCCAUCUCCUCCUCCCCGCAUCUCCUUCUCUCGCUCCCUCCCUUUCUCUCCCUCUUGCCCUCGCUGUCUGUCUCUCUCUCUCUCUACCCCCUCGCAUCACAAAGUCCUGGCUGUCGAAAAUAGGUCGUUCCCGCUCUU
Messenger RNA from Rhodotorula graminis WP1, 1746 nucleotides. RefSeq lists its product as uncharacterized. The record is from RefSeq and is a predicted model, not a curated record. The coding region runs from base 30 to 1508 and encodes 492 amino acids. NCBI's taxonomy places the organism in Eukaryota, Fungi, Basidiomycota, Microbotryomycetes, Sporidiobolales, Sporidiobolaceae. Gene Ontology annotation, cellular component: endoplasmic reticulum. Gene Ontology annotation, biological process: response to endoplasmic reticulum stress; protein folding. The transcript is spliced from 7 exons. Gene Ontology annotation, molecular function: protein disulfide isomerase activity.